AUGUCUUUUUUCAAUAAAAAGUACGCUGACCCAUUAUACGAUGACGACGAUGAGCUCAGCUAUCCUAUCCCUCGCAGAUUCAAAAGAACUUACACUGGUUUGACCCCCAAGGAGCUCAAAACAAUUGACUCCACAGUCCCAGUAGAAUUCCGUAACACAUGGAAAAAAUAUGCAGUUGGUGAGUUUAAAGGCAAGGAAGACUUUCAAGCUGAGUUUGUGCGUCAUGUUGAAACCACAUUGGCUCGCUCUCUGUUCAAUUGCGACGAACUAGCUGCUUAUCAGGCUGCUUCGCAGGCCAUUCGUGACCGCCUUGUUGUUGCUUGGAACAAGACUCAGCAAAAACACACCACGGAUGACCCCAAGCGUGUUUACUAUUUAUCACUCGAGUUUCUCAUGGGCCGUGCUCUUGAUAAUGCGCUCUUAAACCUUGAAGUCAAGGAAAUUGCUGGCGAUGGUGUCAAGGAUUUCGGGUUUCGCUUGGAAGACCUUAUCGAACAGGAGAAAGACGCAGCACUUGGCAAUGGCGGUCUAGGGCGUUUGGCUGCAUGCUUUAUUGACUCGCUAACAACGCUCAAUUACCCGGGCUGGGGCUACGGUCUACGCUACAACUAUGGUAUCUUUAAGCAAAAGAUUGUGGAUGGGUAUCAAGUUGAAAUGCCCGACUACUGGUUGACGUUCAACAACCCGUGGGAAAUCCCCCGCACGGAGAUUGCAAUUGACGUUAUGUUUUAUGGGUAUGUGCGUAAAACAAGAACGGAUGAUGGCAAGGAAAAGAAGAUUUGGGAAGGCGGCCAAGUCGUUCAGGCCGUUGCUUACGACUUGCCGGUGCCUGGGUAUGCGACCGAAAAUGUCAACAAUCUUCGGUUGUGGUCGUCGGAACCAAGCCGUGAGUUUGACUUUGCCAAAUUUAACGAAGGCUCGUAUAACGAGGCCUUGCAUGAGCAGCAAGAGGCUGAGACCAUUUCAGCCGUGUUGUACCCCAAUGACAAUUUCCCCUCAGGCAAGGAGCUGCGUCUCAAGCAGCAGUACUUUUGGGUGGCGGCUUCACUAUCUGACAUUGUGCGACGCUUCAAAAAGACCCAGAGACCUUGGGUUGAGUUCCCUAACCAGGUGGCCAUCCAACUUAACGACACUCACCCUACGUUGGCUGUGCCUGAACUCCAGCGUAUUUUGGUUGAUCUGGAGGGUCUCAAGUGGGAAGAAGCUUGGGAUAUUGUUACUAGUACUUUUAGUUACACUAACCAUACAGUGCUUUCGGAGGCUUUGGAGAAGUGGUCUGUGGGGUUGUUUGGGAAUUUACUUCCUCGCCAUUUGGACAUUAUCUAUGACAUUAACUAUCGCUUUUUGCAGUUUGUUGGAGCCAAGUUCCCCGGAGAUGUUGAUCUUCGUCGUGAUGUUUCCAUUUUCGAGGAGAAGGGCGACCAAAAGGUGCGCAUGGCUUAUCUUGCCAUCAUUGGGUCCCACAAGGUUAACGGUGUUGCACAAUUGCAUUCGGAUUUGAUUAAGCAAACGAUCUUUAGCCAGUUUGUCAAGGUUUACGGGUCAGAUAAGUUUAUCAAUGUGACUAACGGUGUAACUCCCCGCCGCUGGUUGCACCAGGCCAACCCAGCCCUAUCUGCACUUAUUGCUGAGAAGCUGGGUGGGUACGGGUAUCUUAACAAGCUUGACCAGCUCAAAGGUCUUCUCAAGUACAAGGACGAUCCUGUGUUCCAGAAGCAGUGGAUGGACAUUAAGUUGGCUAACAAGGCGCGGUUGGCUGCAUUGGUUAAGGAACAGAGUGGAAUUGAGCUUGACUUGAAUGCACUUUUCGACAUUCAGGUGAAGCGAAUCCACGAGUACAAGCGCCAGCAAAUGAAUAUCUUUUCAGUAAUUUGGCGUUAUUUGAAACUCAAGUCUUUGUCACCUAAGGAGCUGGCCAAGGAACAACCAAGGGUGAGCAUUUUUGGUGGAAAAGCUGCACCUGGAUAUUACUUGGCCAAGACAGUUAUUAAGCUGAUCAACUCUGUAAGCCAGGUUGUCAACAAUGAUACUUCAAUUGACGGGAAGCUUAAGGUUGUAUUUAUUGAAGACUAUAAUGUGUCCAAGGCAGAAAUUAUUAUUCCUGCAUCUGAUAUUUCCGAGCACAUUUCGACAGCUGGUACUGAAGCCUCUGGUACGUCCAACAUGAAGUUUGUGCUGAAUGGUGGUCUUAUUAUUGGAACUGUUGACGGUGCCAACAUUGAAAUCACAGAUCAGGUUGGCGAGGACAACAUCUUUUUGUUUGGACACUUGGCCAAAGACAUUGAAGGGCUGCGAUACAUUCACAGGUCAGGAGGAUCAGUAUUGGAUCCUCAGUUGGCUAAGGUGUUUGAGGCCAUUGAUUCUGGAGUGUUUGGAGACCCCACGAUUUAUGGGGAUUUGAGUACUGCUAUUGUUGGGUAUGGUGGUGAUCAUUAUUUGGUGUCGGACGACUUUGCAUCCUACUUGGAGGCCCAUGAUAAGAUUGAUGAGACAUUUGCGAACAAGAGUGCAUGGGCUGUUAAGAGUAUUACAGCAGUUGCCAAUAUGGGAUUUUUCUCUUCGGAUCGGGCCAUUCAAGAUUAUGCCAGAGAUAUUUGGAACAUUGUACCUGAUCCUUUGGAUGAAGAGGAUGUGUAA
Magnusiomyces paraingens is the source of this 2637-nucleotide messenger RNA. RefSeq lists its product as uncharacterized. Gene Ontology annotation, molecular function: pyridoxal phosphate binding; glycogen phosphorylase activity. The transcript has a single exon. The coding region runs from base 1 to 2637 and encodes 878 amino acids. The record is from RefSeq and is a predicted model, not a curated record. Gene Ontology annotation, cellular component: cytoplasm. Lineage: Eukaryota; Fungi; Ascomycota; Dipodascomycetes; Dipodascales; Dipodascaceae. Gene Ontology annotation, biological process: glycogen catabolic process.